AUGUGUGAAAGGAGUAGUAAUGACAAAAUCAAAAUCUAUGUAGACAACAAUGUUGGUUUCGUCUGGAGUAGCGAAGAUGUUUUAUUACUAAGACGGCAACAUAGAAUCAUUGGAAAACUUGUAGGAGCUUUACCCAGGGCGCCUCAACAGAAUAACCAACUUGGCUUGCCAUUACAGCUGUCUCCCGAAGAAGUUACAGUCAUUGUAGAAAAAGGUAUUGCAGAAUUAAUCAAAGAAAGAAUCCCUGGACGACCAUCAAAUGAAGAAGCAAAGGCUUUUGCAGAACACAGACAUCGCUCGUACACACAGCAGAUUCCGUUAUGCAAACGUGAAAGAGAACUCGAUAUCCAUCGAAACUUAUCUAACAUUGCCAAAGGCAGGAAGGCUAAACGUAAUCGGCUCUUAGAGGAACAAAAACAGCAUGGAAUGGAAGUGGACGAUACAGAAUUUGAGAAAGAAAUUCAAGUGAAUAUUGAUGACAUUGAAAUUGCUCCAAUCAAAGAAAGUAGUUCAGUUGUCCAGCUCUUUACAGAAGAUCCAUGGAUACGACAAAAUGUUGAAGAAGCCGAAUGGAAAUUUCCAACAAAUUCCACGGAAUAUUUGCGGUUUCGUGUCUUUAAAGAAUUUUGGACUCAAGGAUACUUCUUGACACAGGGAUCCAAAUUUGGUGGUGACUUCCUUGUGUAUCCAGGUGAUCCUGCAAGGUUUCACUCUUUUUUUAUUGCUCGUUGCAUGCCUCACACAAAAAAAGUACAAAUUUUGGAUAUAGCAGCUAUUGAAAGGCUAGCAACGAGUGUUCGAAAGACUGUAGUAAUCUGCUCAUUAGAUGAUGCAGACCAAAUUUGUUUCACAUCCUUGCAGUGGAGAGGCAUUGGCUGGAAAACCACAGGCUAA
Molecule: messenger RNA, 894 nt
Organism: Acanthosepion pharaonis
Lineage: Eukaryota; Metazoa; Mollusca; Cephalopoda; Sepiida; Sepiidae
Source: the annotation of a GenBank genome assembly